Molecule: messenger RNA, 167 nt
Organism: Racocetra fulgida
Lineage: Eukaryota; Fungi; Glomeromycota; Glomeromycetes; Diversisporales; Gigasporaceae
Source: the annotation of a GenBank genome assembly
AGGCUAUUAUAUUACAAGAUAAAUCUACUAAAAUCAAAUUGUCAAGACAGGCCCGCACAUAUAAAAAUAAAAAAUUUAAGAGUGAGCAAAAACAAACCAAGAUGCUUCAUAACUCAAAUAAUAACAUUCUUUCAGUAAUCGAUAAUAUUACUUUUGAUCCAUCUCAG